This is a messenger RNA of Lampris incognitus (smalleye Pacific opah), 915 nucleotides long. RefSeq names its product MAD2 mitotic arrest deficient-like 1 (yeast) (gene mad2l1). The record is from RefSeq and is a predicted model, not a curated record. The coding region runs from base 78 to 686 and encodes 202 amino acids. Gene Ontology annotation, cellular component: nucleoplasm; cytoplasm; kinetochore. Gene Ontology annotation, biological process: mitotic spindle assembly checkpoint signaling. Lineage: Eukaryota; Metazoa; Chordata; Actinopteri; Lampriformes; Lampridae. The transcript has 5 exons.
GCGGGUAGGUAGCUCGCAGAGCAAGACGACCGAAGGGGGAGAAAAAAAAAACCCAAACGGAAUAGAAGUCCGGAAAGAUGACCAGCAACUUGAAGGGCAUCACUCUCAAAGGAAGCGCGGAACUCGUGGCCGAGUUUUUCACAUUCGGUAUCAACAGUAUCCUGUACCAGAGAGGCCUCUACCCCCCGGAGACAUUCACCAGAGUCACCAAAUAUGAUAUGGGCCUCCAACUCACCACAGAUGUGGCGCUGAAGAACUACCUGACCAACGUGGUGGCAAAACUCAAAGAGUGGCUGUUUGACUGCACGGUGCAGAAGCUGGUGCUUGUCAUCACGUCCCUGGAGACCAACGAGGUGCUGGAGAGAUGGCAGUUUGACAUUGAAUGCGACAAGUCUUCCAAGGAGGAAAGUGCUCCCAGACAAAUGUCAAUCAAGACCAUUCAGGAUGAGAUCCGCUCGGUCAUCAGACAGAUCACAGCGACCGUCACCUUCCUGCCCCUGCUGGACACUGCUUGUGCCUUUGACCUCCUGAUCUACACUGACAAAAACCUGAUGGUGCCUGAGAACUGGGAGGAGUCUGGCCCACAGAUUAUCGAACAGUCGGAGGAGGUACGCUUGCGCUCCUUUACCACUUCCAUCCACAGGGUCAACAGUGCGGUGGCCUACAAGAGGACGGACUCCGUGUGACCUCUGAACCUGUGGCCCAACCAUCUCCUGUUUUAUUCAUGUUCCUGUUCAACGUUGAGUUCUCUUUUCUUCUUCUAUGUCUCCUCCCUUGACCAGGGGAUUGAAAUGUUCUUGUUCAUGUGAUGUAAAUUUCGUAUUUUGUCGUUCACACAUUUUUGUUUUGCGUCUUUCAUUUCCUGCCAUGUUUUGAACAAAGCUACCAGAAAAGAAAAAAAAUAAAUGUUCAGUU